UUAGGUGGUGCGACGGUUCAGGCGUUUUCCUAGGCCCGACACGCACCGAGGGGGGCGAGAAAGUGAACAAAGCGUUGGAAGAUGACGAAGUCGGGAACGGAGCGAAAGAGGGUCCGGCGAGCCCCAGUCGGCGGCAUCACGGAGACCCCCUCCAAGAAGUCAGCUACAAAGAAAGAUGUGUUUCAGUUGUUUUCUGAGAAGGUUAGAGAUAACAAGCAACUUGAGUCCAGGUGGGCUAUUUUACAAGAAACAAGGGUCGAGUAUUUUAGAGGGAAGGAUUUCACUUGUUUCUUGAGAAAUCAUUCAGAUAUUAAGGAAAGUUUAGGAUCAGAUAAAGACCUAGAGGCAGAGGAUAUUGCUAAUAUACUGCUACAGAAAAACCUCAUCGUAAGAUGCGAUCGUGUGGUGAAAACUGUUAGGCCUGGGAAGAAAAAGUUGUCUUCAUGGCCUGCUCAUCUGGAGAUUCAUCCUGAGCAAGUUUUCUCAGAAAAUGAUGCUUUUUUUGCAUGGACAUUUAUGAAAAGACAGACACUAUGGCAGACAAUUAUUUCCUUCCUUUGGCCUCUGGUGGCGUUAGCAGUGUGCCUGUUUCCUGUUUAUCCUUAUCGAUGCAAGAUAGUUGUUCUCUAUUCAUGUGCCGGUGCUCUACUACUUUUAGUAAGCCUGAUUUUAUUUAGGGCUACAGUCUUUGGAGUUCUAUAUAUCCUCCUUGGAAAGCGCAUCUGGUUUUUCCCAAAUAUCAAUGCUGAGGAAACAACAUUUAGAGAGUUGAUCCGGUUUUGGCCUCAGAAAGAUGAAGGGGAGCCGCCAAAAUGGACAUCACGGCUUACUUAUGCUCUUGCUGCUGUGCUGAUCAUAAUUUUGCUUCGGCGCCAUGCACCUGAUGAGGCUGCUAGAGCCAGGUAUCAAAAGAAGGUUUCAAACAUUAUUGAUGAUGUCCUUGAGUGGUCCCCAACUUUAGCAUUAUCAGGGAUGAUGGACAGACAACAGCCUGUGGUUAAUGCAACAGAAACAAUACAUCCUUCGAAUGGAAGUACAUCCUCUGCAGCAGAAGAGACAUAUGUUGGCAGGGAAGUUAACUCAGAUGAAGUUGAUGAUGAAAGUACUUUUGAUGAUGAGGCUGAUCAUUCUAAACAUGAGAGCUGAACGGAGAGAUUUUAACCUAUUGCCUCAUUGCUGUCUUUGUUUAUUUGAUUUUAGACUUGUGUUGACCAUUAGAACUUAAAGAAUUUAAAAGUCCCACCCCCAAAAUAGAGUUUUUGAUUGUUAAGAUGGUUAUUUCUGCUACCAACAUUAAGAUGCUUGGCCAUGCUGCCUAUGCCUGCGUAGCCCAUAUGUAUUCUGUGCUUUGCCGGAGAAAGCGAGACAUGGUUCGAAUCUUCCUAUAAAAGGAGAUACUGGUUUCAGACCCCUGCCCAUAUUUUCAGAUGGAAAACCAAACAGUUUGCUGAUUCAUACCCUGUGCUCUUCAAGGAACCCGUUAUUUUGUAUGCGGCUCCUUCGGUGGAUCUUAUAGUUUUAUGCAUAAAAUUGGAGCUGCAUCUAUACUUCCAUAACCAAUAUAUCAUGGCAGUAACUGCCGCUCUGGAAUAUCUUGAAGCUAUAGUUUAUAAGAUUUUCCUGCGGACUUGCCUGAAUUAUUUCAA
Molecule: messenger RNA, 1646 nt
Organism: Phoenix dactylifera (date palm)
Lineage: Eukaryota; Viridiplantae; Streptophyta; Magnoliopsida; Arecales; Arecaceae
Product: translocation protein-like protein
Biological process (GO): post-translational protein targeting to membrane, translocation
Cellular component (GO): endoplasmic reticulum membrane; endoplasmic reticulum
Source: RefSeq, a predicted model, not a curated record